Nothobranchius furzeri (turquoise killifish) is the source of this 1232-nucleotide messenger RNA. The record is from RefSeq and is a predicted model, not a curated record. NCBI's taxonomy places the organism in Eukaryota, Metazoa, Chordata, Actinopteri, Cyprinodontiformes, Nothobranchiidae.
CUCGUUCCUUCAGGGUGUCGGCUCUGACCCCCACACUGCCUUGGCUCUACCUCCUGACUCCAAGUUGGCCAAAGAGAAAGAAGAGCAGCUGUUCCUGCUCCCGGGCUCUGAAGGGACCGUCAUUGGGAUAGUUAGGAACAUAUUGAGGAAAUGGAAGACCACAGUGAGAACAGUCAGAGUCAACCCACAGACCAGCGCCAAAGACCUACAACAUCAUCUUGCUGCAGAUGGAGUCACUGUGCAUCGUUCAACUAUUCCGCGCACUUUACACAAGGAGAUGCUGCAUGUGAGAGUGAUACAGAAUAAGAUUGAGAAUGGGGAAGUCUACAAGAGAAAAAGAGGACCUAAUUCUACCCAGUUCGAAGAACAGGAAACAGGAAGUAAACAGCACGAAGCAAUUGGCCCGAUGGGCAGCAGUUGGCGCCGAAUUCUCCUCCUCAUACUUGCCAUCACUAUUCAUAACAUCCCAGAGGGCCUGGCUGUAGGAGUCGGUUUUGGAGCCAUAGGGAAGACGACAUCUGCUACUUUUGAGAGCGCCAGAAAUUUGGCUAUUGGAAUUGGCAUCCAGAAUUUCCCAGAAGGCUUAGCAGUGAGCCUGCCUCUGCGAGGCUCAGGGGUCUCAGUGUGGAAGGCCUUCUGGUACGGCCAGCUCAGCGGCAUGGUAGAACCCAUAGCUGGCCUCCUGGGAGCUAGCGCUGUUGUUCUGGCAGAACCUCUGCUGCCGUACGCUCUAGCGUUUGCAGCCGGGGCCAUGGUCUACGUGGUGGUGGAUGACAUCAUCCCUGAGGCUCAAGUCAGUGGAAACGGGAGGCUGGCGUCCUGGACCUCCAUCCUGGGCUUCAUUGUAAUGAUGUCACUAGAUGUGGGGCUGGGCUGAGGUUGCCAUGGCGACGGAUGGACCUUCCACUGACCUGUUUUUAAAAACGUGACCAAAGGCAGUGUUUUCUACUUGAAUAUGCAAUGAAAUGUCUGAAUUACCGCUACUUGAAUUUCACCUGUGAGAAGCACACGUGUUCCUGAAAUCCUGAGGAUGGCUGUACUUGAACACAUACCUGCUCCUUAUGCCCAUCCUUUUCUAAGAGAAGCUCACAGCCUUCAUUUAAAUGUCUGAUAUUUAUUUUAGAUAUUUAAUGAUCCUUCCGACUCCUGAGCUGGUGAAUAGUUUUCAGACUUUUGUGAUGUUUCGGUCAUUUUGGGGGAAAAGUAAAUAAAAGUAAUUUCCACUUAUCAAA